UUGAUCUCGCGAUGAACCCGACGGGAUCCUCAAUGUCCACAACUCCAACAACACCUGCGGCAUCCGCCAUGCCAUCCACCACAGCCGCUGCAACGCUAGACACCACUGGGUGCGCCGCAGACGCUCUUGGUCGCUCCAACACAUUGCAGCAGCAGUACUACACCACGCGUUACGAGUCUUCAAAUAUUCCGUUCUUCUCAUUGUUGUCACGACUCUCGUCAUUGGUGAUGAAUCGCAUGAAUCACGGCAGUUCAGGCGGGUUGUCUGGAACAGGAACCCCGUACAGUGAGGCGUACCUCCCCGCUCCACUUCGUCAACGCGUGGACCGCGCAGAAGGUCGAUACCACGAUACGACCUCUGCUUCUGGAGCAUCCACCGGCAAAAGGACAGCUGCACCAGGCGGGGUGGGCGAAACGGGUGAUACGUUCGGUUCUGGCGAGCAUGCCGCAGGGGUGACGUACAUUCCACGUAUGAGAUCCAUCGGCGACUAUUUCAUCGCCACCCUGCCGUUUGCCGCCCCAUUACUCACGCCGCUUUUCCGUGCCAGUGCCGAUGACAGGCACCUGACCGCGGGCGGUGUGAAUGAUGGUGUCGGUAUUGGUGGGGCUUAUGGUGGCGACGGUAACGAUAACAUCGACACCGUGGGGGAGCUGCUGAGUGGCGGGGGCACUGGACGUUACGAGGGACACUCGCUCCACACCACAGGGUUUGCGUCGCUACGACAGAAGCGCCCUCGUUACAUGGAUGAUGGUGAGGUUGAUGGGAGGAGUUUACGUGGCAUGGGUGGUGGGUUCACAUCGCUUCAGCCGGAAAUGUUGACAGCCUCGUUCCCGUCCACCGCAGCCGCCUCCGCUGCCACGAGUAGGCGGCUCAUUUCGUUUGUGCCCGCAGCGGCAAGGCAAAACACCCCGCACGGCCUCGGUGGGGAGGCGGGUGUGGGCGCCCCGUCAACAUCUUCUGCCAGCACCACCUCCUCGAUGUUGCCAUUUGCCAACAUCCACUCGGCGGCUAGCAAUGACGCCGUGCGGGCGUAUGUGACAGAACGCGUUCGCCUUCGAUCUCUUCCACCUCGAGGCGUUGAUGGCGUCCCACCACCACCACCACCAGCACCAUUCUCGUCGUCGUCGCUGUCGGCAACAAUAACGAAAAGAGCGCAGGGAGCAUCACACGAGGCACGACCAGCGCCCAGUUCUGCCUUGCAGGAGCCGGCAUCCUCCUUUGAAUUGAGCCGUUUGUUCCGCCAUGCCCGUUCAUUCUACGAGCGUUUCCGGUGA
Molecule: messenger RNA, 1274 nt
Organism: Trypanosoma cruzi
Lineage: Eukaryota; Euglenozoa; Kinetoplastea; Trypanosomatida; Trypanosomatidae
Exons: 1
Source: RefSeq, a predicted model, not a curated record